AUGUUGCCUCCUCCCAAGGUAGCAGCGAGUCUUCUCUUGGGGUACUUGCUUUCCGCAGGUACUCUUGCUAACGCUCAACGAUUCCGCAACGCUGGCAACGCUCGAGUGGCUGGCGGUGUGGCGCCGCAAGGCAUCGUCUGGGACUCGACGACCUCGGCGGCUGCUUCGACUAUCGGCGGAGCCACUGCGAGCCUGAACUCGACCUCCGUCUCUAGUGUCGCAACUGUCGCAACAAGUGUAGCCUCCAUCCCUGCGAACGCCACCAGCGUCCAGCCGACCUCUGUGCCCAUCAGUUCGACCGCUCGGCCGACGGCGGCGUCGAAUGUCAAUACUCGCAGUGUUUCAUCCUCGUCCAACUUCUCGUCGCUUCCAAGCGCAACUACACGAGGGACGGCUAUAUCGUCGAGUGUCGCGCCCGCGAUCACUAGUGCUUCGAGUAAUCUCCGCAAAAGGGCGGCACAGGCAGCGAUCCCAGAGUGCCUGAAGACCGUCGAGCUGUCUUGCCUGAAUCUGGCAGCGAACUGUAUAGACUCUGUGAAUUUUGGCAAUAGCAACAAUCUCUGGGGAAUCCGAUCUUGUGUCGCUGCCGCCACUUGCUACGGGGUCGGCGAUUUGAUUACGAGCGUUAAUUGCCAGACCGGGUUCAACCUGGCUAACUCUGACGAAGCUAGCUUAGAUUACAAUAACAUCUAUGCCCCGAUUGUUGGGAGUUGCGCGUUCAACCCUGGCGGAUGUCCAAUCACACAGCAAAACUACAUCGACUUCUAUUAUGGGACGCUGAGUCUGAUCAAUACGGCCAAUUUCCCAAGUGAUGUGAGUGUGGUCAUCGGAUUUUGGAAUCCCAUCCUCUCUUGGGCAGCUACUGGGACUACCAUUCCAUAUUUAAACUUCAACGACUGGCUACAUUUCUCGUCGUUUCCUACAGCUCCGCCAGUGAUCACCCAGCCUCCCGCUCCAACCUUCACUAAUGUGCCAUGGAACCCAAAUCCAGUGCCCUCGCCUGGUGCAACGUCGCAGACAUUUAUUCGUUCUAGCACAACUGUGAUUAUCGCAAUCCCGACUGUUACCGUAACAGUAACAGUUGCAGGAGCAACUAUCACCGUAGCACCUGGAGGUACGCCUGUUGGUGGCACAGUUCCAACAGACGUCACUCAACCAGGCGCCGUCACCCCGACUUGGAACCCCAACCCCAUCAUCCCUUCAACCGCCUCGUCGGUAACCUUCAUUGCUGGGACGUGGACGAGUGUUGUACCGGUCCCAACAUCUUCGGAUUCACCAAUCACAGUUCACGGCCCUCCAGAUGAAGACGACGGGAACGAUGAUGACAACUCCUGGCUUCUUAUAUUUGGCUUGCUUGGUCCAAUCAUUGUUGGGACUUUACCAGCGUCAGUCAGCGUUGUUGGCGCUCCCAUUCCUGCACCAACGCCGCCACCGGAUUGGCCAGACGAUGGGUCCUGGGUUCCGCCCCCGACGUCUGGAGGAGGUGAUCCGGACGAUCCAGACGAUCCAGAUGACCCAGACGACCCAGACGACCCACAAACUUGUCAUUUUAGUACAUUGCCGCCUUAUACUUUCCCCUACGACGGCGAAGGAGAAUUCGAUCCGGAAGACGGUGGGUUUAGGCGCCGGGAGCUUGACUUUGGACAGUAUGGCAAUAGUUCUCGUCCGAGAGCUGGACGAUCUCUCCACAUGUUAUACAAGCGCGCCGUACGCAGAAUCGUCCUAGGACCUUGUGGUGAUGCCCGUUCCUUCAACGGUGUCGGUUUAGGUGUCGCAACGUGGUACACUAUCAAUCCGCCAAAUAUUAUACCCGCAGUUUCUUCUUCCGCCACGACACUGUUCAACGUGCCCGGGUCUAAUCACGUAGCCCAUGAUGGGAAAGAAGCCGAGCAUCUCUUCGAGUUCCGAUACAUUCUUGAUUUCUUCAAUGCCCAAUUCACUGCAGGUGAUUGCGCUUGGCUUCGACCGAAUGUUUGGAACGCGCUCCAACCAGACGGAACUCUUACAAAUGUAGCCCUUGGUGCUGCUAUCGACCAAGUAGCCAACCUUGUAUGGGCUGACGCAGUCAUUAACACUGCUAAAUCCUACGUCACUAACAAUGACAAGCCUAACGCGAAUGAUCCUCCUCUUUCCGGUCACAUUGCUGGCCUAAGUUCAUUGGAUCCAGCAGUAUCAGGGGAUACAGCACUUCAAAUCGAGGAGUUGAUUCGAGCCUUUGGGAUGCUUGGACAGUAUUUCGAUGCUAAUUCUGCUGCGAUCAGAGCCACAGCCCAACGUGUUCAAAACAUAUUCGCCCUGAUAACGCCAGCGACACCGGCCUACCCACCCGUUGACACGAGAUUCAACAAUUUCUUCAGAGCACAAGCAACAGCUACCAACCCACCUGGAAAUCCGGCCCCUGUCGUUCCUGCAUGCUGGCCUGUUUACCAUGAUGCUACAAUACUUGCUCGCCUUAACGCCGCUGGAAUCAACUCUGGGAACUUCAUCCCACCGGCCCUUCAGCACGCACCAUGUAACUCGGCCGGGCAAUCAGGUCGAUUUGUGCUCUUUUACGACGCCAUUACUGGAAAUCCAGUAUUCUUUGUCGGAAACCCGAUUUUCCAGAUCGCGGCUCUUGGCUCGCGGUACUCGGGACUUUGGCUCCCGCCUGCUUCCACCAUCUACUAUGACGUUGACCUCGCGGCGGCAUAUGGUGCUCAGUGCAAUGGAAUUCAUUUCAUUACGCGAGGCACAACUGGACAAACUUCCCCCAAUUUCCGCAUUGCGACUUGGGACCAGGACUGCAACGGCGUGAAUAAUGGACCAGCUCUCUCAAACCUCCAUAUCGUCGACCAGAACGACAACCGACAACCUUGCUUCUUCAACAACUUCAACGACGGCACCAAUACUUUCGCUAUUGAUUGCGGUCCUUCACAAGCUGCCGUUCAGACCUGCAUCACGCAUGUGAACCAAGUCGACGGCGUCCAGGGUGCUACCACGACUGUGCCCCUCCUGCAGUUCCAGGCACAGUAA
Pleurotus ostreatus (oyster mushroom) is the source of this 3012-nucleotide messenger RNA. RefSeq lists its product as uncharacterized. The record is from RefSeq and is a predicted model, not a curated record. NCBI's taxonomy places the organism in Eukaryota, Fungi, Basidiomycota, Agaricomycetes, Agaricales, Pleurotaceae. The coding region runs from base 1 to 3012 and encodes 1003 amino acids. The transcript is spliced from 21 exons.